Molecule: messenger RNA, 1758 nt
Organism: Carica papaya (papaya)
Lineage: Eukaryota; Viridiplantae; Streptophyta; Magnoliopsida; Brassicales; Caricaceae
Gene: CPK24
Product: calcium-dependent protein kinase 24
Biological process (GO): protein phosphorylation
Molecular function (GO): protein kinase activity; ATP binding; calcium ion binding
Source: RefSeq, a predicted model, not a curated record
AUGGGAAGCUGCGUGUCGUCACAAGUAAAAUCUUUCAACAUAUGGAAGAAACCCCAUGGCCGCAGCAGCAGCAGUUGCAGCAGCGGGAGGGCCGCCUCCUCCUGCCAUUCGGAGAAACAAGGAAACGCCUGUACUGCAGUGGCGGCUGUGGGGUCAGCUCGGCGGUGCGUGAAGGUCCUCCGGGAAUCCGUGGGGCACAACAUUUGGGAGAAAUACAAAAUGGGGAAGGAGCUGGGACGAGGGGAGUUCGGGAUCACGCACCAAUGCGUUGAGCUGAAGACGGGGGAGAUUUUCGCCUGUAAGAAGAUUUCAAAGGGGAAGUUGAGGACGGAGGUGGAUGUGGAUGAUGUGAGGAGGGAGGUAGACAUCAUGAGACAUAUCCCUAAACAUCCUAACAUCGUCUCCUUCAAGGAGGCUUUCGAGGACCAAGAGGCGGUUUACCUUGUGAUGGAGUUGUGUGAGGGUGGCGAACUUUUCGAUCGAAUAGUUUCUCGUGGACAUUACACCGAGCGGGCGGCUGCUAAGGUUGCCGCCACCAUUCUACAGAUCGUCAAGGUGUGCCAUGAGCAUGGAGUUAUACACAGGGAUCUAAAACCGGAGAAUUUCCUCUUCUCAGAUAAAAGCGAAAGCGGGCAACUAAAGGCCAUUGAUUUUGGACUGUCGAUCUUUUUCAAACCAGGGCAGCGUUUCAGUGACAUUGUUGGGAGUCCGUAUUACAUGGCUCCAGAGGUUCUGAGACGUAACUAUGGGCCAGAGGUUGAUAUAUGGAGUGCGGGUGUUAUUCUUUACAUCUUGCUUUGUGGAGUUCCUCCUUUCUGGGCUGAUACGGAAGAAGGAAUUGCUCAUGCAAUAGUUCGAGGUAAUAUAGAUUUCGAGAGAGAUUCCUGGCCAAAGGUAUCCAAAGAAGCAAAAGAUCUAGUCAAAACCAUGCUGGAUCCAAAUCCUUUUAGCCGCAUAACAGUUGAGGAAGUUCUGGAGCAUCCAUGGAUCCAAAAUGCGAAUCAGGCUCGUAAUGUAAAUCUUGGCGAAAAUGUGAGAGCAAGGAUAAAGCAGUUCUCCUUGAUGAACAAGUUCAAGAAGAAAGUACUGAGAGUGGUAGCAGAUAACUUGCCGAAUGAGGAAAUAGCAGGGAUUGUACAGAUGUUCCAUAUGAUGGACACAGACAAAAAUGGAGAUUUGACAUUCGAGGAGCUUAGAGAUGGGUUGCAGAAGAUAGGGCAAGCUGUUCCUGAUCCUGACGUCAAGAUGUUAAUGGAUGCGGCGGACACAGACGGGAAUGGCACAUUGAGUUGUGAGGAGUUUGUAACAAUGUCGAUUCAUCUAACAAGAAUAGGAUGCGAUGAGCACUUGUCUGUAGCCUUUGGAUUCUUUGACAAGAACAAAAGCGGCUACAUUGAGUUGGAAGAGUUGAAGGAAGCUUUGAUUACUGAUGACAACGACCAUAAUGCCAUCAAUGAUAUCUUCUUUGAUGUUGACUUGGACAAGGAUGGUCGAAUAAGUUUCGACGAAUUCAAAGCAAUGAUGAAGACAGGCAUGGAUUGGAAAAUGGCAUCGCGUCAAUAUUCGAGAGCUUUGUUAAAUGCACUAAGCAUCAAAAUGUUUAAAGAGAAUUCUAUGGAAGUAGAUGUCCCAAAAUUCAGAUCCAUGGAAUUCCCCAUUACGAAGAACAAAUCAAAGAUGCUUGUAAACCCUAAGAACAAAUUCAAAUCCAUGGAGCUUGGUGUCUCAAAGCGCAAAUCCUCAGCACUCAGACCCUAA